Molecule: messenger RNA, 4450 nt
Organism: Neoarius graeffei (lesser salmon catfish)
Lineage: Eukaryota; Metazoa; Chordata; Actinopteri; Siluriformes; Ariidae
Gene: tbx3a
Product: T-box transcription factor 3a
Exons: 7
Coding region: 919-3054 (711 amino acids)
Biological process (GO): central nervous system development; heart looping; positive regulation of cell population proliferation
Cellular component (GO): nucleus
Molecular function (GO): DNA-binding transcription factor activity, RNA polymerase II-specific; RNA polymerase II cis-regulatory region sequence-specific DNA binding
Source: RefSeq, a predicted model, not a curated record
CCCCAAACACCUCUUUAUAAGUCCGAAGUCUUUCCCCUCCACCCGACCUGUUAAAACCACGCCUACGGAGGCACACAAUUGGUCCCGAAAGCGUCAAAGAGCCAAUCAACGGAGUCUGGCGUCUGGCAACGCGCGUCACAUCCACACGGUUUUGGAGCUCAUGGAAUUCAGAAGCACUGGUAAGAUCUCGGUGCUGGGAUCUCGCCACCUCCGCGCGGCCCAAACGGACUUUCUCCAACGUGUAUGUAUGUGAGGUUUUAUUAUUAUUUUUUUAUUAUUAUUUUAUUAUUUUUUUUAUUUAGUGAGGAAUGCGUGCGCGCGUGAAGAUCCAGGCUAUGUAAGAAACUAAUGGACUCGGGGAAAUCCAUUUGAGUCCCCAUUGCGUCCGUGUGGAAGGAUUGAUCGAAACCCAAACACGGCGAACACAUUUCCAGCAGAAUGUAGAUUCUGAGCACCAGCAACGUGAACGCAUAUUUAUAAAAAUAAAAUUUAAAAAAAAUCACUGAUUUCGUUCUGUUUUGGUUUUCUAUUUGUGCGCGUGUGUAUGUGUUUUGGUUUGGGGUUUUUUUUUUUGUUUGGUUGGUUGUUUUUUUUUUCUUUCUUCUCCCCUUUUGGCUAAGCGAGCUGUACGACAGCCAUUGAAGAUAAAAUCUACAGCACCGCCGGAGAGGACUUCAUGGAUCGCCUUGUCUUGUUCUCAGUUGCAGUCACUUUGCUGGAAUCCAUCUAACGAAGAACACCAGCACGUUACUCGAGCCUAGGCAGUGGAUGCUUAGGUUUUAUUUAUUUAUUUAUCUAUCUACAAAACUGGAUUUCUGCGGAUUUCUAAAAACCUGGAUAAAGAAUCAGACUCUGUUCCAGCGUUGUUAGAAAAGACAAAGCAAGACACAACUUCUAGGCGAUAUCAGAUAUUGCUACAUGCAAUAUCUGGACUUUUGGAUGACCUUCCUGAUGAGAGAUCCAGUUAUCCAAGGCUCGAGUAUGGCAUACCACCCGUUUUUACCCAACCGGGGUCCAGAGUUUGCCAUGAGCGCCAUGCUGGGCCACCAACCGCCGUUCUUCCCGGCUCUGGCACUGCCACCAAACGGCUCGCUUUCUCUGCCAGGAGCGCUCGGGAAACCCAUCAUGGAGCAGUUGAUGGGCACCGCGGAUUCGGGCCUGCACUUCUCCUCUCUGGGGCAUCAGGCCGCUGCUGCUCAUCUCCGGCCUCUAAAAACACUCGAGCCGGAGGAGGAAGUAGAAGACGACCCAAAAGUUCAUCUCGAAGCCAAAGAACUUUGGGAGCUCUUCCACAAGUGCGGCACAGAAAUGGUUAUCACCAAAUCAGGAAGGAGAAUGUUUCCUCCGUUUAAAGUAAGAUGCACUGGUCUGGACAAGAAAGCCAAAUAUAUUCUAUUGAUGGAUAUUGUAGCGGCUGAUGACUGUAGGUAUAAAUUUCAUAAUUCGCGUUGGAUGGUGGCCGGGAAGGCUGACCCCGAAAUGCCAAAGCGGAUGUACAUUCACCCCGACAGCCCAGCCACUGGCGAGCAAUGGAUGUCCAAAGUCGUCAACUUUCACAAACUUAAACUCACCAACAAUAUCUCCGACAAGCAUGGAUUUGCCUUGUUUUCAUCGCAGACAAUUCUGAACUCCAUGCACAAAUACCAGCCAAGAUUUCACAUUGUUCGAGCCAAUGACAUUCUCAAGCUGCCCUACAGCACAUUCAGGACUUACGUUUUCCCUGAGACUGAUUUUAUUGCUGUUACUGCGUACCAAAAUGACAAGAUUACACAACUGAAAAUCGACCACAAUCCGUUCGCCAAGGGGUUUCGAGAUACUGGAAAUGGAAGACGUGAAAAAAGGAAACAGUUGGCCUUACAGACCUUACGAUCGUACGAGGAACCGCAGAAGAAAGAGAACGGCACGUCUGAUGAUUCAUCCGGUGAACAGACUUCAUUCAAAGGUUUCCGUCAGGCUUCAUCUCCUGCCACAGCCACCGUCGGUCGGCAGAGUUUAAAAGAUUUCUGCGACAGCGACGAAGACAGUGAUGAGGACGAAAGGGAUGUGAACCCCAAGGAAGUACCAGACUCGAGCAAAAUCUCCACCACCACCAGUGAAGACGCAAAGGAGCGCGAGGGCGCUUUGAACAAACUCAACUCGUUUGGAGAAGCCGACUCUCGGCUGAGAGAGAGCAGGACUGAGAAAAGCCGUGCUGACUCAAGACAGAGUCCUGUGACGCUCAUUUCUAGCACCACGCGCUCAGGAGAAGAGCUCAAAAGCCCAGCUGGAGAGCAGCCCAAACUGGAUGAGUGCCGCAAGGAGACUUACACGACACCACUGACUGUUCAGACAGACACCGGCGCGCAUCUGAACCACGGCCACUUGCACAAUUUCGGAUUUCCACCCGCUUUGGCCGGGCAGCAGUUUUUCAAUCAUCUGGGAAGUGCCCAUCCUUUCCUCUUGCAUCCCAGUCAGUUCAACAUGGGAGGUGCGUUUUCCAAUAUGGCCACUGGGAUGGGUCCGUUAUUGGCAGCAGUGUCCUCCGGAGGAGUGACCAGCAUGGACACAGCCAGCAUGGCGUCACCGUCCCAAAGUCUGUCCGGAGCGCCAGGAGUGCCUUUUCAUCUGCAGCAACAUGUCCUGGCAUCUCAGGGAUUGGCGAUGUCUCCAUUUGGAGGCCUUUUCCCAUAUCCCUAUACGUACAUGGCAGCAGCAGCUGCUGCUUCUUCCGCCGCCACCUCCUCGGUCCAUCGCCAUCCGUUCCUUAACGCCGUCCGCCCGCGGCUCCGGUACAGCCCUUAUUCAUUACCGAGUGUCCCGGACAGCACUUUGCUCACAACCGCCAUUCCUCCUCUCGACCUGAAGGGGGACGUCAUGGCUUCCAGUCCCAUCUCUACAACUCUGGACUCCACGUCUGAAGUGACCAGCCGUUCGUCGACCAUAUCAUCCGGUUCUGCGUCUCUUUCACCAAAAACGGGCUCUGAAAAAGAUUCGAACAACGAGCUCCAGAGCAUCCAGCGCCUUGUGAGCGGACUCGAUUCAAAGCAGGACAGAGCGCGAAGCGUCUCUCCAUAAUAAUGAUGAUAAUAAUAAUAAUAUUAUUAUUAUUAUUAUUAUUAUUAUUAUUAUUAUUAUUAUUAUUAAUAACGAUAAUAAUAAUAAUAAUAAUAAUAAUAAUAGUAAGACAUGAUCUGCAUUGGGAAUCAUUAAGGACAUUGAUGAUACGGAUCGUGUACGACGACACCCUUCUAGCGAAAGCGGGUUUACUGAGGCUGCGAACCUACAGAUUAAAAAAAAAAAUGUUCGAUUGAAAAAAAUGCACUUUGGUAAAAUACAAAAUAAAAAAAAAACGUAGUUGUGUUCUCGUCUUGUUAAAUUAAAACAAUCUAUUUUUUUCCUCCUGAUAUUUGAAUAGAUUACCGUAGAAGUAUUGAAAGUGAACAGCUUGGCAAAGGAGUGUGUGACAGGUCGAAUCAGCUGCUGCUGUCCUCUCUACGUUUUAUGUCAAGUUGCUGGGGGGGUCAAUAGAGUAAUUUUAAUAUGCACUCUUCAUAGAAUCUUAGUUUAUUGGAUAUCUCUUUAUCUAAUAAAAAAAAAGACUGCUGUGUUUUUAUUAGUUAUUAUAUAAGCCUGUCGUUACUGCCAGAUGGAAGCAGGCGGUCUGCAUUCUGCAUGUCGCUUUUUUUUUUUUUUGAUAUUACCAAAUACACACACACACACACACACACACACACACACACACACACACACACACACACACACACACACCAACUACAUCCAACACGAAAAAUGACGAAACAGUGCGUGCAAUAUUACGUAACGGGUUUUUCAUCUCUUGUGUAGACUCAUGAACCUGACCCUAACAUUGCAGAUCAGAAAAAGUACCAAAAGUUCAGAACUUGCAAUCACUCAAACUCAACAGCCACAUGUAUAUAAAUAAACACGUGUUAUAAUAGCCUAAAUUAUAAAACCAUCUGAUAUUAAAAGCUACCCCGUGGUAUACACACACACACACACACACACACACACACACACACACACACACACACAAUCCAGCGCUGAUGAAUUGAGGACAUGGGGAAACUGUACCAUACCGACGGAUGCGAUUCUAAUGACUAUAAUGUAAAUAGUGACAUAUACUGUAGCUACAAAGUAUUUAUGUAAUUAUUUCAUAUGAAUAUUGCGUGUAAAUAUGAUGGAGUUGGUUUCUUCCUAGGGGAUCUGUUAUUAAUUUAUUGUUGAUAUACUGUGUAAAAAAUCUUUGUGAGGUAUUCUCUGAGUCUUUGCUUAUGACAUUCACAUUGAAGUUCCUCUGACUAUGGAUUGUAAUGAGCCCCGUAGAAAUAUCUGCACUGCUAGUUUCCUCUAGCAGACCCAUGUGCCAUUGUUCCAGACUGUUCUGUGUUCAAGUGUUUCUGUCCAAACGAAUUAAAGGCGACAGCGCAUUGCGCCAUUGUCUUCAUACCAAUGA